Messenger RNA from Drosophila subobscura, 4967 nucleotides. RefSeq lists its product as uncharacterized. Gene Ontology annotation, molecular function: protein binding. The record is from RefSeq and is a predicted model, not a curated record. Gene Ontology annotation, cellular component: stereocilia ankle link complex; stereocilium tip; plasma membrane. NCBI's taxonomy places the organism in Eukaryota, Metazoa, Arthropoda, Insecta, Diptera, Drosophilidae. The transcript has 17 exons.
AGUAAUCAGAAAAGAAAGAAUUGAAAAGAAUUCCCACAAAAACUGGUGGGAAACAAAAAUAUUUCCAAAAUUUACUCAACCUGAAAAUGUUUCUAGCUAUUUGAGAGUGAGCGAGGGAGAGUGGAGUGUCAUUCGAAGAGAGCAAGCUUGGAGAGCGAGCUACUCCGAGGCGAAAUUCACCACGAUAAAAUACAACAAAAAAGAGACAACAAAAAAUACUUUCACUCUCGCCACAACGCGGCGGCGGGCGGCAGGCAAAGGCAGGAAGCGCAUAAACUGACAGACAGAGAACAGAAAGAAGAAGAAAGAGACUAAGAAGAAGAAUCCGCAGAAACAGUGCCGGAGAGAGAGCGAGGGGAAGAGUGAGUGAAAACAAGGAACACAUCCGCAGUGCAAAGGGAAAACUUUUUGCAUGCCACAAGCAGCAGCGGGAGCGGCAGCGGCAGCAGCAGCGGCAGCAGCAGCGGCAGCAGCAGCGGCAGCAGCUGACUGUUGCAGGAAGCCUGACAGCGGGACGGCUGCAGCAGGACCCGGACAACACUGUUGCGGACAGGACACGCGUCCGGUCCUGUCAUAAUCAAUUCAAUAGAAGCCUCUAGCAAACAGCGGCCCAGGAUACGUCGGACACACCCGAACAAGCGCAGCAAGAGGCGACUUUAAUGUAUCCUUAGAAUUCCAGACAGGCUCCAGCAGUGUAAUGCGCCUUGGGGGAAGUGGCAUACCAUACGACGGCGACCCCCUGACAAUGAGCGCAGCUGGCAACGAUUAUGCCGAACUAUGCGAUCUUGGACCCUCACGUUGGAGUGCACGAGCCUAUGGAUAUCAUGGCGGAGCAGGAGCGGGACUUGGCCUUGGCGGCCCCAGUGGCGGGGGCGGCAUCGGCGGACUGGCCGGCCUCAUUUCGGGCGCCACCCAAUCAUCAUCCAGCGUGCCGACUGGCGGCUCGCAAGGACUCAGUGCCCACCAUAUGCGGAGCAGUGCGGGUGCUCCUAGCAGCUACGAGGCCGAGGACAUCGGCCUGGCCUUCGGCAUGAUCAGUCCACCUCCCGGCAGUGGCGGCCCCUACGGGGGCUCAGCGUCCGGGAUGGGCGGCGGCGGCGGUUCGCGUGUGGGGAAUAGCACGAGCUCGCUGCGCGCCGGCGGUGGUGCGGGAGGAGCCGCCGGGGGCGGAGGCCGCUCUGGGCUCUACUACUCACCGCCUGGCACCUCGUACACAAUCAUUGAGCGUCCCCACUCGCCCCACUACUACUUUAACUCGGCGGGGGUGCCCACCAAGGGGGGCUCGCUGCCGGGACGCGGCUCUGCGUACCUCAGCUCCUCACCCGCCAGCCAUAUGGCCGCCGGCACGGCGGGCACCCUGCCCACCUCCACAGCGGCCAGCGGGCGCUCGUCCAUGGGCAAUGGCAACAAGAAGCGCCCCAUAUCGCCGGAGCAGGUGCUGCGCAUGUUCGGCGCCACGCAGUCGUCUUCAGUUCCUACGAGUAGCUAUCACUACAGCAAUGGUGGCUCACGCGAUCGCACCGGAAGACGCAGUCCGGCCAGCAGUCCGCCCUCGACGACGCAUCAGAUCUAUCGGGAUCGUGAGCGGGAAAGAGAUCGCAGUGUUCCCAACAUUCACGAGCUAACGACGCGAACCGUUUCCAUGUCCCGCGAUCAGCAGAUCGAUCAUGGCUUCGGCAUUUGUGUCAAAGGAGGCAAAGACUCAGGCUUGGGCGUCUACAUCUCACGCAUCGAGGAGAAUUCGGUGGCCGAGCGCGCCGGACUGCGACCCGGUGAUACAAUCCUAGAGGUGAACGGCACCCCAUUCACCUCAAUCAAUCACGAGGAGGCGCUUAAGAGAUGUGUGCAGAUAUUGAAAUCGUCACGUCAAAUCAGUAUGACGGUGAGAGCCCCGCCCACGCUGAACUCGACGGCGCCCCUCCACGGAUUCGGUCCACCCUCCCGCGAUCCCAUGUACGCGUCAAUGGCACCACCCCUGCAUCCACAGAAUCAAGCGGCGGCGGCGGCAUCGGGAGCAGGCUUGCCCUUCCGGCAGACCUGCUCCUGGAUGGACCGACAUGGCCGGCCCGCCUCACCGCCCAUGGAGUACGGGGGCCGACGGAGCGAUCGACGAGAUCGGAUACGUCGCGUGGAGCUGCUCAUAGAGCCGGGACAGUCCUUGGGCCUGAUGAUACGCGGCGGCGUAGAGUACGGUCUGGGGAUCUUUGUCACCGGCGUGGACAAGGAUAGUGUGGCCGAUCGGUGUGGUCUGAUGAUCGGCGACGAAAUCCUCGAGGUCAAUGGCCAAUCGUUUCUCGAUGUGACGCACGACGAGGCCGUUGGUCAGUUGAAAUACCACAAGCGCAUGUCGCUGGUGAUACGUGAUGUGGGCAAAGUGCCGCAUUCCUGUACCUCCAUCGAGAUGGAGCCCUGGGAUGCCUACAGUCCAACAGGCACAAGGGCACGCCGAAAAGGUCAGAUUGCGACCAUGGUGGAGGAGAAGGCCCGCUCUCUGCUGCCCCGUCAUCAUUUUGCAAGCCUCUCCUACUAUAUUGCAGAGUAUAGUGGGAAAGCAAUGACCAUAGAUGCCUUUGUUGCCGUCUUAUUAGAGAUGUUAGAUACGUACGAAAAGCACACGCUAGUGACGGAGAUCCGAGAACUUGUGUUCCCCGAGGAUCGCACGCGAUACGAUGAGCUCGUCUAUCGCAGGGAACGCGAUCCUUAUAGCGUGGACAGGCAUAGGCGUAAGGGAGACCCCGCCCGUGAUUUGCCGGUAACAGCUGACGAUUUGGAGAUUAUAGCCGCCACCGGACGUAGUCCCUCAUCGGACUCGGGACUGGGCAUGACCGUAACGGAUAUACACAAACGACCCGCAAUCCAGUUGCCAUAUCGGCCCAUGUCGGCGGGACCAAUACUGCAUCGCGCACAGCCAGCAUCACAUUAUCAGACAGCAAGUAACCAAUCUUCAUCAUCAUUAUCGCCAACACCCCAACAACAACAACAACAACAACAGCAUCAACAACAGCAAAAGCAAAAGCAACAGCAUUAUCCACCUCAUCAUGCCUCAUUGCGUCAUCUGGGUGGCAUCAACAUGAACAGCGGCAACGUGGGAUCUGUGUCCAUGCGUCAUCAUCCUCAUCGCCACCAGCAGCUGCAGUUGGGACCAAAUCAGUUGAAAUUCAAGCAAACCAAAGACAAUCAGCAACAGGAAUACGGCUGUGAUGAGCAUAGAACUAGAGCUCGCCGGGGAAGCGAAACCCUAUUACCGGAAUACGAACAAGAUGCGGAACAGGAGUUGGCCACAAAACUCUCAAGAAGUUUCGAUAUGAAGGAAGAAGGCGGCACAUUGCUGGGCGAUAAAGGUGUACGAAGGCAUCAGUCCAUGCAGCGUCUGUCCGCUGAGCAGAAUGGUGGUUCAACGACUGAACAAACACAUGAACACAAUCCAAACGUCGUACCUGAUCAUAGAGGCAACUUACACAUUACAGUUAAGAAAACGAAACCAAUUUUAGGUAUUGCUAUCGAAGGUGGUGCUAAUACAAAACACCCGCUCCCUAGGAUAAUCAAUAUCCAUGAAAAUGGUGCAGCAUUUGAAGCGGGCGGACUAGAGGUCGGGCAACUGAUACUGGAGGUAGAUGGAACAAAGGUUGAGGGUCUACAUCAUCAGGAGGUUGCUCGACUGAUAGCCGAAUGCUUUGCUAAUCGUGAAAAGGCUGAAAUAACCUUCUUAGUUGUCGAAGCAAAGAAAUCAAAUUUGGAACCGAAGCCAACAGCGUUGAUAUUUUUAGAAGCCUAACAUUUGCUUGCCCUGCCGGCCAGUGACCCAUUGGAACGACAAAAACUCGAGUUCCUCUAUGAAUGGGGCAUCGAUUUAACGGAGACGCCAAAACCAAUGCCAACACCAAUACCGCUAACAAGAGCCAAGAAUCCACCGCCACUGCCUCAUGAGCUACACAACAACAUCAGCAGCAGCAGCCACACCAACAGCCAGUACGGCAGUCAGACUGCGCUCAACAAUCAUCAGCACCCUCAUCAAACGUAUCAUCCCAACACUCCCACCACAAACACCACACCAGCGACACAAGCAACACAAGCAACACAAGCGACACAGACAACAAAGACCACACAAACCACACAACCACCAGCUGCAGCAACAACUGCAACCAAAAAACCCCAACAACUAAACACCAACACACCAACGAAAGCUUCGCGAGAGGCCACACCAACACGGGAACAGCGUGAUCAGCAACGUGAGCAGCAACGCGAGCAGCAGCGCGAACAGCAGCGAGAGCAGCGAGAGCUUGCGACGCCCACACGCGAACAGAAGCAACACCAACAGCGGCGACAGCUUCGCGACCAGCGAGAGCAACGCGAGCAGCGCGAACGUGAAUUCCAAGGAAACGAACACCACCACCACGAACACCGCCAUGAACACCACCAUCGUGACCACCACGAGUUACAACAGCAGCAGCAUCAGCAACACCACCACCAUCCCCAUCAUUCCCAUCAGCAAUCAUCACAGCAGCAGCAGCAGCAACAGCAACAUCAACAGCAGCAGCGCUACAGCAACAGCUACAAAUCUCAUAAUAAUUCCGUUUACCAGUAAAGAAAAUCGAAAGUGAAAGAUGCAAUUGGAGCAAACAACAGUUUUUGGGAACAUUCUUUCAAGCUAAAACAACAAUUCAACCAGUCAACAGUUUAAUUGUGCUAACUUUUCCAACCCAGAACCCAUUCCCCCCCUCAUGCACGCCUCUUAUGACACUGAACAAAACGCGCUUGACAAGUGAAAAUAUAAAAUUGGAUACAUUCAUAUAUUCCCAUGGAAAAUGCUGUAAACGUAUACGUGGAAUAUUGUAGAUUACUUUUUAAUUAAAUUGAAUGUUGUUCCAAAGAGCCCCCCAAUCUUACCUGCCCUCCACAGCUUAUCCCAUAGAAAAUGCCCAUGUCGUGUUGUUUUUGUUGUAGCUAAAGAGAUGCUCUAAAAAAAA